AUGGAUAGCACAGAUGAACCUCAGAAGAAAGUCUUCAAAGCUCGAAAAACAAUGAGAGUAAGUGAUCGACAGCAACUUGAAGCUGUCUAUAAGGUUAAAGAGGAGCUGUUGAAGACAACUGAAGUUAAACUGUUAAAUGGAAAGCAUGAGAAUGGAGAUUCUGAUUUAAAUUCUCCUUUAAGCAAUUCAGACUGUACGGAGGACAAGAGAGAAGUUAAUGGCCUAGUGGACUUGUGUGCUAAUUCUGAAGAAGGAAGAACAGCUGCUGAUGAAAUUAGUGAAGCCAGAAGCCCUGAAAGUACAGCAGGGAGUAUAGUCAAUGACACAGAACUCAAACCUCUAACGCUGUCUCCGGACAAUGUUACUCUCGAGGAAGAUGAAGAUGCUGAUACUGCUUUAGCUUGUGAGGUUGAAAAUGGAGUGCUUGGUAGCAAUAAGGAUAACUUCCAUGAAGAAAAUAAUACAGGUGAUCGUUCGGACCAAAGAGAGAGUGACAUCCCAUCAGAAGGUGAAAGUAGAUCUAACUGUGAUGUUAGUGGCUCUUCUGAAGAGAACAGAGAAACGAAUGACUUAACUAUUAGUUCUGAUUCAUCUGGUGAAGAAAAGAGGACUGAAGAAGUAACUGUUGAAGAUGCUGUUGGAGAGGCAGCCAUCUCUAGCAGUAUGGGAGCUGAUCAGGAACCAAAGGACAAACGGGACAGCCCUGCAGGUCUUCCAGAAACCACUGUUCAGAAGAAAGUAGAUGAGUCAAGUGAAAGUAUAUUGGACACUGCUGACUCCAUGGAAACAGAUGAAAUUAUUCCAAUUUUGGAAAAACUUGAAGAUGAACUGAGCUCUUUUUCUAAAAGUUCUCUGCUUCCAGUGGAUGACACAGUCCCAGAUUUAGAAGAGAAAAUGGACAACUGUUUGGGUUCACCAUCCAAGCAGGAAAGCAAUGAAAGCCUGCCAAAAGAGGCUUUCUUAGUACUGUCUGAUGAAGAUGAUCCCUGUGAUGAGAACGAGGAACAGACUGAAGUGAUACCAAACAAAUCAAGUCUUCCAGAAGAGGUGGGGGAGGAGACAAGAAUGGAGAGUGAAGAGGAUAAAGAAGAGGCCCACAAAGAAGAAGAGAAACACACAGAGAGAAGUGAAGUGUCAAGGAGAAAGCGUUCCAAAUCUGAGGACAUAGACAAUGUUCAUUCUAAACGUCGUCGGUACAUGGGAGAAGAUUAUGAAGCAGAACUUGAAGUGAAAAUUACAGCCAGAAAGGAUGUUGACCAAAAAAUACAACAGGUUAUCCAGAGGCUGUUGGAAGAAAAACUUACCGCUUUACAGUGUGCUGUAUUUGACAAGACUCUGGCAGACUUGAAAACCCGAAUAGAAAAAGUAGAAUGUAACAAGAGGCAUAAAACUGUGCUUACUGAACUAAAGGCUAAAAUUGCAAGAUUGACAAAGCGAUUUGGAGCAGCCAAGGAGGACUUGAAGAAAAGACAGGAGAAUUCACCAAAUGCACCAGUGUCUCCAGGUAAAGCAGCAAGUGAACCUGCAAGCACAAACAGUGCACCAUAUCGAAAUGCUGGCACAGUGAGACAGAUACUGGAGUCAAAGAGGGGUGUGGGGGAGAGCACAGCAGCAACUUCUCAAGCCCCUGUGAAUGCAGCUCCCAGUCUUGCUGCUCCUCCGACACUCAUCAGUGCACAGCCUAAGCCUCCGGCUCCAGCGACCUCCAGCAGCUCUUUGACGACAGCAGUUCUUCCCACAGCUAACACAGCUACGGUUGUAGGCACUAACCAAGUGCCCAGCGGCAGCGCGCAGUCAGUGUCUGUCUCGUUGCAGUCUUUGCCCGUAAUCUUGCACGUACCUGUCGCAGUGUCCUCCCAGCCUCAGCUCCUGCAAGGCCACACAGGGACUUUGGUCACUAACCAACAGUCGGGCAACGUUGAAUUUAUAUCUGUACAAAGCUCGUCUACAAUUGGUAGCGUUACCAAAACGACAGUGUCUUUGGCAUCGGCUAACUCAACUAAACCAAAUAACAGCCCAUCCGUGGCCAGUCCUAGUAUUCAGAGGAACUCUCCAGCCAGCGCUACGUCGAUAGGCACAACGUUGGCGGUACAGGCGGUUUCUUCUGCACAUCCUGUUGCCCAGGCCACAAGGACUUCUUUGCCUACAGUGGGUACUUCAGGACUUUAUAACACCGCCAGCAGUCGAGCCCCCCUACAGAUGAAGAUUCCCCUCUCUGCGUUUAGUAGUACAGCUCCCGUUGAAGCACCCACCGUUACAGCCCCCAGAGUUGAAAACCAGACAAGCAGACCACCAACAGAUUCUUCGGCAAACAAGCGAACUGCUGAGGGAACAGCACAGAGCGGGAAGGUCACAGGAAGUGAUUCAGGAGGUGUCAUUGAUCUUACACUGGAUGAAGAGGAUGAUGGCUCUUCUCAAGCAGAUGUGAAGAAGCAGAACCAGACACCCGUCGCGGGACCAAGCGCACCCACCCAGCCCACGGCUCGACCUUUGCAGCCUUUGCAGCCUUUGCAGCCAAACCCUGUGCCGCAGGCAGGUGUGCCAACGAGUGGACCUUCCCAAACCACCAUCCAUGUAUUGCCUGCAGCUCCAACAACAGUGAAUGUAACUCAUCGGCCAGUGACUCAAACUGCUGCAAAACUUCCUAUACCAAGAACCCCUGCGAACCACCAGGUGGUCUACACCACCCUUCCUGCGCCGGCAGCUCCGAGUCCCGUCAGAGGAGCUGUCAUGCCAAGCCCGGGGUUAAGACCGGUCACCCCACAGGCUGGAG
Messenger RNA from Apaloderma vittatum (bar-tailed trogon), 2773 nucleotides. RefSeq names its product activating transcription factor 7 interacting protein (gene ATF7IP). Gene Ontology annotation, cellular component: transcription regulator complex; nucleus. Gene Ontology annotation, molecular function: transcription coregulator activity. The annotation marks the transcript as partial. The transcript has 12 exons. The record is from RefSeq and is a predicted model, not a curated record. Lineage: Eukaryota; Metazoa; Chordata; Aves; Trogoniformes; Trogonidae. Gene Ontology annotation, biological process: regulation of DNA-templated transcription.